This is a messenger RNA of Phasianus colchicus (ring-necked pheasant), 1116 nucleotides long. The record is from RefSeq and is a predicted model, not a curated record. NCBI's taxonomy places the organism in Eukaryota, Metazoa, Chordata, Aves, Galliformes, Phasianidae.
AUGCAUAAUGUAGUAGAAGGACAAGAGAAAUACUGGAGAGAGAAUGAAGAGCCCUUUGUCAUGGUGUCCGAGAACGUUCUAGGAAAACCAAAGAAGUAUCAAGGCUUCUCAAUAGAUGUCCUGGAAGCUUUGGCCAAUUACCUUGGCUUUAAGUAUGAAAUUUAUGUUGCUCCAGAUCACAAGUAUGGGAGUCCUCAGGAUGAUGGGUCAUGGAAUGGACUAAUAGGAGAACUAGUAUUUAAGAGAGCUGACAUAGGGAUCUCUGCCUUAACCAUCACCCCUGACAGAGAAAAUGUGGUAGACUUCACAACACGUUAUAUGGACUACUCGGUGGGCGUGCUACUUCGGAAGGCAGAGAAGACGGUGGACAUGUUUGCCUGCUUGGCACCAUUUGACCUCUCCCUGUGGGCGUGCAUAGCUGGUACCGUGCUGCUAGUAGGGCUGUUGGUCUACCUCUUGAAUUGGCUCAACCCUCCUCGCCUUCAGAUGGGAUCUAUGACCUCCACAACACUCUACAACUCCAUGUGGUUCGUGUAUGGAUCCUUUGUGCAACAAGGAGGAGAAGUCCCUUAUACAACCCUGGCAACACGACUGAUGAUGGGGGCUUGGUGGCUUUUUGCUUUGAUUGUCAUCUCCUCCUACACAGCAAACCUAGCUGCUUUCCUCACCAUCACGCGCAUUGAGAACUCUAUCCAGUCUCUCCAGGAUCUCUCAAGGCAGACAGAUAUUCCUUACGGCACUGUCUUGGACUCUGCAGUCUAUGAACAUGUUCGAGUGAAAGGGAUGAAUCCUUUUGAGAGGGACAGCAUGUAUUCCCAAAUGUGGCGGAUGAUUAACAGAAGUAACGGUUCGGAGAACAACGUCUUGGAGUCAACUGCAGGCAUUCAAAAGGUGAAACAUGGGAACUAUGCCUUUGUAUGGGAUGCAGCAGUGCUGGAAUAUGUGGCUAUCAAUGAUGGAGACUGCUCUUUUUACACGGUCGGGAACACUGUUGCAGACAGAGGAUAUGGAAUUGCACUGCAGCAUGGCAGCCCCUACCGAGAUGUCUUCUCUCAAAGCUUCCGUGUCCUUGUGUUGGUGGCUCCAGAACUGGAUGCACUAUUAGGAGAUAUGUGA